AUGCAAAGCAGUGAACAUUUUAAAAAAAAAGGUAAUAAUCUCUCAGAUUUGAAAUUAGAAAAUUUUAAAAAAGCUGCAUUUGAAGUUAUUGAAUAUAAAGAUAAAAUUAUCAAAAUGCUAUGCGCUAUUUUAGAAGUACAGGGAACAACUACCUUAAAUAUUAAAGAAUUUAUUUCUAAUGUAGUAAAAGAUCAGCUGUUUGAAAAUAAUGAAUAUGAAUUAAAAGCAUAUAAAAAAAAAACAUCUUCUAGAAAAAGAACAUUAAUAAAUCUUCCUGAUUUUAGAACUAUUAAAAAAAACAAAGAACUAAAUUUAUUUUCUACACCGAAUAAAAUAAAUGAAGAAUUAAAUAAAGAAAAAAAUUUAUCUGAUUCAGUUUUAAGCUCUUAUAAGUUUUGUUUAAAAGAAAAGAAUUAUGAAAACAAAAUAAUUGAUAAUAAUUUGAUAAGCAAUUUUACAGAGGGAAAAUAUUUUCUAGAUCCAAAUGUUUAUAGUACACAAAAAAAAGAUGAAAACAACGGGAAUAUUUUACAAAAAAAGAAUGAUGGAUUUGUAAAAAAUUUUAUUGAAAGUCAUAAGAAAGCAUUAGAAAAUUUCCGAAACCCCGAAACAAAUUUUGAAUGUACAUAUAAAUCAGAUUCACAAUUGGAUAUAAAAUUUUCUAAGGAAAAACAAAAAAUAAAUGAGUCCAUUACUGAAGAAUGCCAAUUAUGCUUAAUGCCGAAUACAGAGUCUUUACACGGAAAUUUCCCACCAAUACUUUAUAAAUUAAGUUGUGAUCAUGUUUUUCACUUAAUGUGUCUUUAUGAAACAGUAAUACGUAGGGAAUGUAGAAAAAGUUGUUGUAUUUGUCACAGUGAAUUAGAUGAAGAUGAUAAGACUAACAUUAUAAGUAAAGUAAAACGUGAGAAAAAGGAAAAUGAUAAAAAGAGCAAACUUUUAUUUAAAGUUAUGAAGUUACAAGCUGAUAAAAAACAUUAA
This is a messenger RNA of Plasmodium relictum, 981 nucleotides long. RefSeq names its product conserved Plasmodium protein, unknown function. The record is from RefSeq and is a predicted model, not a curated record. Bases 1 to 981 code for a protein of 326 amino acids. The transcript has 11 exons. NCBI's taxonomy places the organism in Eukaryota, Apicomplexa, Aconoidasida, Haemosporida, Plasmodiidae.